Molecule: messenger RNA, 483 nt
Organism: Hemisphaericaspora subhashii
Lineage: Eukaryota; Fungi; Ascomycota; Pichiomycetes; Serinales; Debaryomycetaceae
Exons: 1
Coding region: 1-483 (160 amino acids)
Source: RefSeq, a predicted model, not a curated record
AUGGCCUGGUUUAGUAAAUCAAAGACUGACAAUUCCUCAAUUGAACAAACCCCUUCAAAUAACUUCCCUCCUCAACAAAUUGAACAACGUGCCCACGGCUCAAUUAAUAUGCCGUCCACCACCGCAAUUCCAGGAGAUAUUGCUCCAUCUUCAGAUAUCGCUCUUACGAUUUCACAAAUAAGUACCGAUGAAUCCAGUGUUAGAGUUAAGAAUAUACUGGACAUGACUGACAAGAAACAAAUUGAAUCCAGUAUUGCUGAAUUUGUUAAUGUUAGACCAAAUAAUAUGUUUGUUAUUGAUGGUGAACGGGAUAUUAAAGAAAGUAUUAUCUGUACCAAUAAUACUCAAGAUGGUGGGAAGACUUGUUUAAAGAUGAAGAUUAAUAAUGUUGAAUUAUUUACAAUUAUGCAAAAAAUGGAAUAUUUUUGUUCAUUACCAAAUGAUGUUGAUGCUACUUAUUUUGAAUGUAGAAAGAUAAAGUAG